Messenger RNA from Malaya genurostris, 1401 nucleotides. RefSeq lists its product as uncharacterized. The transcript is spliced from 3 exons. NCBI's taxonomy places the organism in Eukaryota, Metazoa, Arthropoda, Insecta, Diptera, Culicidae. Bases 1 to 1401 code for a protein of 466 amino acids. The record is from RefSeq and is a predicted model, not a curated record.
AUGGAGGAAACGCGGUGCGAGAAAUACUUCGUUCAGACUGCUACGCGAAGAGAUGAUGGUCAUUAUUCAGUUGGCUUACCGAAAUCUCCGGAUGGGCUGGCUCAAUUGGGCGAAUCGAAAUCCACUGCUUUAAGACGUCUAAUGCUGCUGGAACGGCGACUAGCGCGAGAUGAAACAUUAAAGCAGGAGUAUCAUGCAUUCAUGACUGAUUACUUGAGUCGAGGUCACAUGCGAAGGAUUAUUGAGAAUCCUGCAGAUACUAAGGUUAGUUAUUCCAGUAGUAAAAGAUUCCAGUACCACUACUCGCUUAUUCAGGACGAUUUACGGACGAUUCUAAUGCGUAGUCGGCUCUAUCCCAUCGUGCUCAUUGCUGAUGUUGAGAAGAUGUUUCGACAGGUUUGGAUGAACUCGGAAGACUUAUCGCUGCAAAGGAUCCUUUGGCGAUUCUCUCCAGAUGAACCGGUAGAAACGUACGAAUUAUUAACCGUAACGUACGGUACUAAACCUGCUCCAUUUCUGGCCACUAGGACUCUAAAGCAGCUGUCCAUCGACGAAGUAUAUAGUUUUCCGCUAGCAGCAAAACGAAUUUGUAAGGACGUUUACAUGGAUGACGUUAUUACGGGAGCAAAUAACAUCGCAGAAGCAAGGAUAAUCCGGUGUCAAUUAGAUGGAUUGUUACAAAAAGGAGGAUUCCGGUUACGUAAGUGGGUCUCGAACAAUGAAGAUGUACUAACUGGAGUUGAAGAAGAUAAUUUGGCUCUUCCACGAGACAAAACGGUUGAUUUUGAUGCGGAACGAACGGUUAAAACUUUGGGUCUGGUUUGGGAACCACGAACAGAUACAUUUCUUUUUAAAAUUCAAUAUGAGAUUAUUUCGGAUUCAUCGCUGACCAAACGAAAGGUACUUUCUCGCAUAGCGAAAAUUUUCGACCCUUUGGGAUUAGUUGGACCAGUCAUAACAAAGGCAAAAAUGUUCAUGCAACAGAUUUGGGAGCUUAAAGGUCACUUUCUCAUCGGCUCAUCAUUGCAAGCAGUUCCCGAUAAGGAUUUCACCAACACUUCCCCUAAUCGACUCACACACUGGCAGCUAAUCCAACAACAACUUCAACAUUUCUGGCGUAGAUGGCAUACCGAAUACCUAUCGCAGCUCCAGGCCCGAGUUAAGAAUUGGCAGCCUGCAAUUAACAUUGAAACUGGCAGACUUGUCAUCAUCGUCGAUGAGAACCAACCAUCGAUGAAAUGGAGAAUGGCCCGCAUUCAUCAAACUCACCCAGGCAAGGACGGUGUAGUUCGCGUCGUUACUCUACGGACGGCAACCGGUUACGUGACUCGACCUGUAACUAAAAUAUGUCUACUACCAUUGGCCAUCGCAGACGAACCCGAUACCAGCCAGCAACAGUAA